GAUGUUUUGCGAGUCUGUGUGAUUGUAUGUGGGCAAUUUUUUAUUGAUGUGUUAGGGAUUCUCCCUCUUCCUUAAUACCUUCUUUUUAUAGCCAGCAGUAACCGGAAUAUCUGCAUUAUAGAUUGGAGCGGGCCGUAAAAUCUGGAGUGUGCAGCUUGAAAAGUGUUUUGUGAGAUAUUUUGCUGGAAACUCCUUUAAUCACAAUGAGUGGCUACCACAUUAUGAGGUGUUCUAUGUAAGCUGCUGAAAAUAUUACAUAAUGACUUCUGGUCAGGCCGCUAUGGAGGGAGCUGCUAUCUCAGUUUCUGAAACUGAACUUUCAACUCAUACGAUGUCACAUAAAGGCUCUGAUGAUGCAGAAAAUGUAGAACUUGCCAACUUGAUGAAAGAGAAAACGCCUAUGUGUUUAGUGAAUGAACUGGCUCGAUACAAUAAGAUCCAGCAUCAGUACCGACUGACUAGCGAGCAGGGACCGGCCCACAAGAAACUAUUCACUGUCACACUGAAGCUAGGGGAGGAAGAGUACUCGGCUGAGGGAGCGAGUAUCAAGAAGGCUCAACACCUCGCUGCCAGUGAUGCGCUCAAAUCGACUGCUUAUAAACACCCACCACCUAAAGCCUCCCGAAACAAUAGGCUCGGCAAAAAUAACAUUACGCCCACUGUUGAACUGAACGCUUUGGCUAUGAAACGUGGCGAGCCAACUGUGUACACCUUCGUUGAACUGCCUACCUUAACAUACGCAACUCACAACAAUUACUCUUACCAUAGAGGUGUAUACGCCCAGGUUCGGCCACCAUGUACACCCCCUGUUGCAUUAGAUUACUUUAGGCGGAGUGUGGCCUGUAAGCCAGUUCAUCACGCCUAUCGGUUUGAAACUCAGAGGUUUUAUGGAUCAAAACCACCAUCAUUAUACAAAGUGACUGUGAAAGUCGGAGAGCGAGAGUUCCAUGGGGAGGGUCUCACAGCACAGGCAGCUAGGCACGAUGCGGCAGCCAAGGCUUUGGAGGAGCUACGGAACUUGCCUCUAGAGCCUUCAAUGGUCGAUAACAAUCUUGCCACAACUGUGGAGGAGUCUCAGUCUCCGGCAAAUAUCCAGGAAACAUCAAAGAAGUCAAGUCAGAGUCCGGCUGCUCCAGCUGCGGAUCACUUAACUCCAUCAGCCAUGGCGUCGGCGAGAGUGGCUGGUCAACUCACAGCGCAGACAUCAAGACAAAGUGAGCAAGUUACUGUGGCACCUGGUGACCUCUCAUACAGUAAAGUGGUAAAGCAGAGUAAUGACGCUGAUCCCGGAGUAGUCAACAUAGAAGCGGAUUCGUCGUCAGAGUUGAAGUCACCAAUCUCACUUGUUCAUGAACUCGCUUUAAAAAGGAAUUUAACAGUGUUGUUUGAUGUGAUAAGUGAAAAAGGACCUCCACACAUGAGGACAUUUGUGACGAGGUGUUGCGUGGGUGACAACUUUGAAACUAUGGGUGAAGGGAAUGGUAAAAAGAUCUCCAAAAAAAGAGCAGCAGAAAAAAUGCUGGAUCAGCUCAAACUUCUGCCUCCCACAACAACAGUCACGGCUGCUAACUGUGCAGGGGCAAUCAGAAUGAAAAGAAAAUCAAAUCCUGCCAAGAAAAAAUCUCGUAAUCUCAUAAAAGUCACUUGUUCAAAUUCAAAUAAGGAAAAUAACUCGGAGAAUACUGAAACAGUAGACGAAAUCAAUCCAAUCUCAAGGCUAAUGCAGAUCCAGCAAGCAAAGAAGGAAAAAGAGCCCAUAUACACAUUGAUGGAAGAAAGAGGCCAGACAAGAAGAAGAGAGUUCUUUAUGGAAGUUACGGUUGGGGAACACUCAUUCGUCGGAUCUGGGCCUAAUAAAAAGAUUGCCAAGAGAAAUGCAGCAGAAGGUUUACUGCAGAAACUCGGAUACUCGAGUGUUACACCAGGAAAACCAAGACUGACAUCUGCUGAAGUCAACAGAAAGGUGUUUGUGGAGGCGGAGAACACGAUGAAGGUGUCAGUGGGAGGUAGUGGAGGGCGACAGCUGGUGCCUGGACUGCUACUCAUGUCUGACAACCAUGUCACUACUGGGAAGAACAAUGGGUAUCCACCACAACACAACACGAGGGUGGCUCCUAAAGGUCAUUCUGUCAACAUCCAAGCUACAGCUGCGAUGGCGAAGGAAUACUUGAAUGGAACCAACCCAAUGUCAGUUGAUGCCAUGAAUGAUGGCAAGAGCACCCCUGCUGUUAGGCCAAAAGAUCAACUCUUAUACCUCGCACAGCUCUUGGGUUUUAGAGUCCAGUUUUCAGAUUUCCCUAAGGGUAACCACAGUGAGUUUCUCAGUUUAGUCUCAUUGUCUACGGACCCACCACAGGUGUGCCACGGAUCAGGACUCACAACGGAACUGUCACAUGAUCAGGCUGCUUUAACAGCUUUAAGAGCUCUGUCUGAGAUGGGAUUAGAUUCUGUCACACCCAUGAAGAAAGAGCCGGCCUCCAUUUCUUCAAACAAUGAUGGGAUGUAUACUGCAAAAGGAAAUGCUGUAAUUAAAACUAACUAUGUUAAUGGGGGACACCCAAAUAAGUAAGCCGUGGUUUCGAACCAUUUUGUAAUUAUUUAAUAAGUUUGUCUACUUUGUAUAAUUCUCAGAUUUGUAGUGAUAAUUACUUUAAAUGAAAAUACUCUGCAAUGGUAACAUAAUGUCACUAGAAUGCUGUAGAUCAGAUUACUGUCUAUUUAUACAAAGCUCUAUACUGUCGAAUAAGAAUUUACCUGUCCAUUAUCAGGUGUAUGUUUCUUUGUGGAUAUUAAAGUUACAAAAUACAUAAUUAGUAGAAUAGCCAAUAAAUGGGCUUAUUCAGUUAAAUUUAGAUUGAUGAACCACAUACUAUUCCAGGACUCAAUCUGAAAUUUGUAAAAAUGUAAUAAUUACUGUCAAAAGUCAUCUUUAAAUUUAGAUGUAACAGAUAGAAUGCUCCCACACUAAGCAAAAACAUUGGUUUUAUUAUAUUGUUCAUCAAUCUAGCUUUAAUGAAUACACAAUAUAUUAAUUAUUGCUACUAUUUAAGUAUUGCUUGAGCGUAAAUUGAUCAUUCAUAGAUUUAAUUAUUUAUUUUUCUGUUGUACAUUGCUGUAUUAGUUUUGUUGGAAUUGAAUUUUACGUUGAGACUUAUUUUAUAUCUUUUAUAUAAAACAUAUAUUUUAUUUUCUUAAUUUGUUCUGUAGAUAUUUAUAUACUGUUAGAUUACUGAAUCAAACAAUGUGACAGGUACAUUUCUUUUAUCUUGUUAAUGUGUUAGUAAAAGGUUGCUAAAGUGGGUUGCAUGAUUAAUAAAAUCUUAGAAUAUCAUUGAACAAAUUAUUCUAGAUUUUAUUGAAAGCUUGUAGUAUGUAAUGUAUUAGUCACUAAAUAUUCAACACGAUGUCAAUGUGUAUCAAUGAGUAUUGUUGGUUUUGGUGCAAGCUACUUUAUGAAAGCCUUUUUCUAAAUUAUAUUAAUGUGUAAUAAUAUUAUGAAUAAAUCAUUAUAUGUGCUA
Messenger RNA from Homalodisca vitripennis (glassy-winged sharpshooter), 3518 nucleotides. RefSeq names its product double-stranded RNA-binding protein Staufen homolog 2-like. The record is from RefSeq and is a predicted model, not a curated record. The transcript is spliced from 18 exons. The coding region runs from base 260 to 2569 and encodes 769 amino acids. NCBI's taxonomy places the organism in Eukaryota, Metazoa, Arthropoda, Insecta, Hemiptera, Cicadellidae.